Molecule: messenger RNA, 1627 nt
Organism: Penicilliopsis zonata CBS 506.65
Lineage: Eukaryota; Fungi; Ascomycota; Eurotiomycetes; Eurotiales; Aspergillaceae
Exons: 10
Coding region: 177-1577 (466 amino acids)
Cellular component (GO): Cul4-RING E3 ubiquitin ligase complex
Molecular function (GO): protein binding
Source: RefSeq, a predicted model, not a curated record
UGGCCACACUGCAAGCAGCUCCAGCUCCGAUGAUUUUGGGAGUGUAUUGUUGGUGCAGAUCAUCGUGAUAGCCUGGCUGUCAUUCUAAAUGCCUCAAAUUUCGGUUAAGAUUCCACUAACCGGCUGAGAAACGAAGAAAAAUCAAGAGCGUGAGCGCAAGUUCAUUUCGCUGCGCCAUGGAACGAGAAAUCCCUGGUUUCUAUUAUGAUGCUGAGAAGAAGAAGUAUUUUAAGAUCCAAGCCAAUCAUAAAGCUCCUGCUGGCGCCCAGUACUCUCGAGAUGCCGUCAAGAGAAAGCGCGCGCAAUAUGAGAAAGACCAGAAAAAAGCCCAUGUCAGCCGUCGACUUGCCACGGAGAAGAUCAAGAAGUCUAAGCUUCUGAGCCACCCGAUCAUCACCGUUGAAAGGGAGGUUGGGGCGCAGAACGUCUCCAGAGGUAUCAGGCUCGAACGACAGGGGCUCAUCUACGCCAACAGAAUGCGUCGUAAGGAGCUCCAUCGGUUUGAGCCGUGGCCGGAUCAUUACUCUGUCAGACAUGUGCUACGGAAUAACCGCUCUGGAAUCUUGAUAGCCAGCGGUUAUCAUGGUGGCGAGUCUUCUGUUUCAGUGUGUUUCCCGGACUGCGAUCAAGAGACCUGGACAUACAACCGGACGAUGGAGCGUGUGCUUUUCAAGGAACCUUACAGAUUGUCAUCUGUAUCGCUCAGUCACACAGGUUACCUCUUAGCCACGAUGGACAGUGGCCCCCGAGGCGACUCCUUCCUCGCUCCACGAAUGUUACCAGACCCAGACGAAGGAGGAGACUACAGAUGGCCUCCGUUCUUUGCGCAUCCUCUCCGGAUCCGUACAACACCAUCUUUAUGGUGCUCUGCUGCGUGCCCGACAGGCGAAAAACCCCUUUUUGCAAUCGGGACCUCCCACGGCCUGCACACAUUGGAAGGGUUUGGAAGUCACUGGACAUUAUCGAAGAAACCGUUUCCCAACGACGUGAUCUCGGGACAGCCGGUGCUGCAGCGACGAAAUGAUUCCUCCCACGCAACGGUCACCAGUGUAGAAUGGUUGUCUCCGGAUGUGAUUGCCUCGGGCCUAAAGGACUCUGCCAUUUUCCUGCACGACCUGCGCAGCGGAGGAACAGCAACCCGCCUCCAACAUCCGCAUUCCGUCACGAAGAUCCGCAAGGUUGAUCAGUACCGACUGGUGGUUGCAGGACUGAAAUCGCUUGAAAUGUAUGACAUCCGCUUCCCCCCCAACGGUCUCCAACGCAACCCCAAACCCCUGAGCCACCGCCACACAUCCACAAGGCCGUACCUCCGUUUCGAGGACUUUUCCCCAGAAAUCAUCCCAGACUUUGACAUCAGUCCGGAACUGGGUCUCCUAGCAAGCGCCUCCGACGAGCGCAAAAUCCAACUAUUCUCCCUUCGUACGGGUUACCAGGUCUCUUCGCCCCUAUCGAAUCACCAAUACGACCAUUCCAUUUCCUGUGUGCAUUUUGAAACAGGAGACGUCUCCCUGCAUGGCCCGAAGACUCCGAGUUUACUGGUUUGUGCCCGUGCGACGGUUGACCAGUGGAUAUGGUGAAUUGGAAAAGUGUACAUAUCCUAUUACUCUGAAUUAAGUGUUAGUGGAGA